Linum trigynum is the source of this 1054-nucleotide messenger RNA. The record is from the annotation of a GenBank genome assembly. Lineage: Eukaryota; Viridiplantae; Streptophyta; Magnoliopsida; Malpighiales; Linaceae.
CAGCUUGGCCAUUGUCAUCGUCACCAAUGACUAGGCCAGUUUCAAAGGCAGAGACAACUUUGUGGACAUGGCCUCUCGUGGCACGCCGAGAGUUUGGGGCUCAUUUCCGCAACUCAAACCGGCGGCCUUAUCCUCCGAAAGAGAGGUUUGAGAACCUGAACUAUCUUAUCCAUCUUCUGUUGCAAUCUCACCCAAUCUCGCAGCAGCUUCUUCAUAAAUCACACCAACGGGGGCUGUCUCCUUCUUUAUCUUCAAGUUUCCUCCCAAACUUACCUCUUGUGCCGAGAGGGAGGCUUUCUUACCUCUUCCUUUGGCACCCUUACUCUUCGAAUGAGCUGUACCCCCUUUCUUCUUUGAGCAACAACCACCUUGGGUUGGGCCAGGAGGCGGGCAGCGCCAUCACCAGUCCCUUCUCCACUCCCCACAUGAGCCUCACGUCGAAGCAUGGGAGAGGUCGCAGCAGCCCGGUCUUCAGCGAGCUCCUACUCAGUACCAUGGAACACAAAAUCAUCAUCAGAAUCUUCUUCAAGAAUCAUACGCCGGCUUCGAGCAGCUUCAUGAGGGCCAUGCAUGGCCACCGGGGAGGCAGGAUCUUCUUAUGGCAGUGGGGAGAACUCAGAAGCAACGUCAUGUUGAGUCCCAGUUCUAGAGUGACGCAGCACCCGACGGUCUCCAGGAAGCGAAUCCUCUUUUGGCAGCUGACGAUCACCAUAACCAUGCAUCACCCGACGUGCUCCAGCCUCCAUGCCCAGCAUGGAGUCUCGGGGACUUUGAAACAUUGAACACCAGGGGGCUACCUCGACGGGGCAUUGAGUUGGAGCUACCCGUCCUCUGGUUCGUUCUCCCCACGCCAUGCAACCUAGGAGAUGGGUUCUCCCUCUGCAUGGGUUGGUGUCUCGCACACUCCACGUGCUCCCAAGCAAGAGCAUGUCCAUGUUCGGGUCUCCCAGAGCCGGUUUGAUAAUCAUGAAUCGCCCUGUUCACCCACACCAUAUUGCGCAUCUCUACAAAAGGUCGGUUGGUAUCAUCUUCCUCAUAAAUUUGAUGACCUAGC